GCGAGAGUUGGUAUCAAGGAAUCUUAUAGGCCCCCCAACUUUGUCAGUAGCCAAUCGAAACUAGUGCCGAAAUAAGCAGGAUAUGAAGGGCUUGGUAAGAAGUACAGAGUUAAAGCGAGAUCAAGCUUUUUAUUGAAGAUGAUAAAGGUUAUAAAGAUCACAAAUGUGCACGGGCUUGUAAAGAUGGUGGAGAAAUAAUGACAUGUAUAUAUAACUUUACUCUAGAAUAUUAUUAUACAUUGAGUAAAGCAUGUUAUGAUUGUCCUAGAAAUAUAACAGAUUGUAAUAGACCACAUUGUAUAUCAGCUGAUGGAGUUCCACGAUCUGUAGUUGUUGUUAAUAGAAUGUUACCUGGUCCAGGAAUCCGGGUUUGUCAAAAUGAUAUGAUCGUCGUUAAUGUAAAGAACCAAUUAGAAACAAAUGAAGGCACGGCUAUACAUUGGCAUGGUAUUUAUCAGAAAGGUUCCCAAUGGAUGGAUGGUGUUCCUAUGGUAACACAAUGCCCUAUACCAACACAUUCUACAUUUCAAUACAGAUUUAAAGCUGAAAACGCUGGAACACAUUAUUGGCAUUCUCAUGCUGGUGUACAAAGAGCAGAUGGAAUAUUUGGUCAUUUGGUUGUAAGUCAACCACCAAGUAGAGAAGUCCAUUUUUCGCUAUAUGAUGAAGAUCUUGCUGAACAUACUGUAAUGGUCAAUGAUUGGUUAAAUCAACUAACAAUUGAUCGAUUUGCCGAGCAUCACCAUAGUGACGGUGACAACAAACCUCGACUGAUGCUUAUAAAUGGUAAAGCAGCUUACCAAGACUUCGCGUAUGAUGAUCUACCUGGUAAAAUAUUGAACACUCCCAGGGAGGUUUUCCACGUUAAUCGCACUAAAAGUUAUCGGUUCCGAAUUGUCAGCAAUGCUAUAUUCAACUGUCCUCUUCAAAUAUCCAUUGAUGAUCAUCCCAUCAUAAUAAUAGCAAGUGAUGGAAACCCUUUUGAACCCAUCGUAGUGGACUCAUUCAAUAUCUUUGCUGGAGAAAGAUACGACUUCGUGUUAAAUGCAAAUAAAGAUGUCGGUAAUUAUUGGUUUAGAGUUCGGGGAUUAGCUGAUUGUGGUGAAAACCAAAAGCAAGCCCAAGCCCUCGCCAUUCUUAGAUAUCAUGGCAGCCCCAAAGAACUUCCAACAGCUCCACAAGACUAUAUGAGGUCGAAGCAAGGUGGAAAACUGCUCAAUCCAUGGAACCAAAAGGAAAACGAGGACCAGAUUCCUGUUACUAAAUUAACUUCGAUGGUUCCUGAUGAUAUGGCACUCAAAGAACAACCAGACAAAAAGUUUUAUUUGACGUACGAUUUUUCCAAAAUUGAUAAUAUUUUCUAUAAUCGUCCAGAUCUUUAUCCACUUUCAUCAGUGGUCCGACAGAAACAUUUGUAUUCACCACAAAUCAAUCGAAUCUCCAACAUGAUGCCACAUGCUCCAAUUUUGACUCAACAUGAUGAUGUGCCGGAGGAACUGUACUGUGAUAAAGAUACUAUUCAAAAGAACUGCACAGAAGAAUUUUGCCAAUGUAUUCACCGACUUAAAGUAGAUUUAGGUGAUACUGUUGAAAUUGUAUUGAUUGACGAAGGUGUCACGUUCAACGCCAAUCAUCCAACACAUUUACAUGGUCAUCCCUUCAGAGUAAUUGCCAUGGAUAAAUUAAAUACAUCAACAUCAUUAGAAGAAGUUAAAGCUCUAGAUGAAGGAGGUUUUAUCAAGAGAAAAUUAAGUAAAGCUGUUAGUAAAGAUUCAGUAACUGUACCAGAUGGUGGUUAUACUGUUAUUAGAUUUUAUGCCGAUAAUGCAGGAGCGUGGUUUUUCCAUUGUCACAUACAGUUCCAUGCAGAUAUCGGAAUGGCAGUCAUAAUACAAGUUGGUACUAAGGAUGAAAUGCCGAAAAGGCCAAAGGGGUUCCCCAAAUGUGGAACUUGGCAGUAUUCUGGUAUGGAAGUUGACCCUAAUCCCAAAGACAAGUGCAGUUCUAGUACAUCAUCACAACAGUUGAACUUCCAUCUUAAAUUUGUUUUAUUUAUAUAUGUUACGUUCAAAAUGCUUUAGUAUUGACCAUUUUACUUUCCAAAGCAAACAACAUCCAUCGAUCAGAUCAGUUGAUAGUGGUUUCAUUUUUUGCGAGACCAUUUCCUUUCUUUUAUAUACAUGUACAGUAUCUUUACAGGGACUUUAGUUUUAAAGGUUCAGAUUAAUUUAGUAUCGCUAUAUUCAUCAAAUAUUGCGAUUUAUAGGAAACGUCUUUCAACUGUCGUCUGUUAAUAACACAUGUAAUCGAUGUAUUCUUUUUUGCACUUAACACUUACUUAACUAUUUUAAUUUGUUGAUAUAUUUUAGAUCAGGAAUAUGAUACAUAUUUUAUUUUUCAUCGUAGUUUUUAAGUAUUGUUUUAUAUGGUAGAUAUAAUUUUAGUCUAAGAAGAUAUUUCUGGAGCUAACUUUGUCCAUAGUUCGAAGGUACCCGGUGUUCGUAUCAAAACUGCGCUAUUAAAUGCUCUAUGAGCUUUUAAUGCUUGACCGCACAAUAGAGGGCAGAGUUUUGAUUUAAGAAAAAAAUAUUGAAAUUUUCAUGAGACUUGUGUUAUGAUAAAACGGAGUUCCUUAUUUUUUGCCAAAAUUAUUUUCUUAUUUUUAGAGUUAUGUCCCUUUUUUGCAAAACAAAACAUGCCCAUACUGCUGGUCAUGCUUUUGAAACUUAAUAAUGUAUAUGAUAAUGUGUUUGUAGAAACUAAAGAGUAUAAAUUAUAGGUUAA
Messenger RNA from Patella vulgata (common limpet), 2784 nucleotides. RefSeq lists its product as uncharacterized. Gene Ontology annotation, cellular component: plasma membrane. The record is from RefSeq and is a predicted model, not a curated record. The transcript is spliced from 9 exons. Gene Ontology annotation, molecular function: copper ion binding; oxidoreductase activity. Gene Ontology annotation, biological process: iron ion transport. The coding region runs from base 198 to 2081 and encodes 627 amino acids. NCBI's taxonomy places the organism in Eukaryota, Metazoa, Mollusca, Gastropoda, Patellidae.